AUGCCAGAGAAACUCGUUAAGGCUCUGGAUGCAGUUCUGGUAACUCAAAAGCUUAGUAUUGAUCUUAUUUCAAAUACCUUUGAUGCUAAAUUCAAAGAUUUAUCGAAACAAUUUGAUGCAAUAAAAGAUCUAAUAAUCUCCUUGCAUUCGACCAACAACAACUCGAGUGCAAAUAACCUUAACGCUGUGAAUGCUGAUAUGAUGGCUGCGGAAUUCAAUGCCAGAAAAACUGCUGCUAAUGUUUCUUACAACAAUAACUACUAUUGUUCCUCACCUGGUGUUUUGGAGUUUUCCGCUGUCCCUCAUGCAUUUAAUUCGCCACGGGCACAGUUUGUCAGUAACGUUAACGGUAUCUCUCCCGCUCAUUUGGAUUCUGCUGUAACAAUCGCUACAGCUGUCAAUACACUUGUAACUAACGAUAGCACAUACACCUCUAUUACUGCGCCUACAUCGAUGUCAGCCGUUGCUCUUCAAUCUACACCUGCUGUCUCUCUUAGCACUACUUCUACUAGACCAACUUGCUCGUCGUUCGCUGAUGCUGUUUUGUUGUCUAAUACUAAUACUAAUAUUAAUACUAAUACUAAUAUUAAUACUAAUACUAGUUCGCAUGGCUCUAAUACUGUACGUCAAGUUGGUGGCCUCAUGGAUGCAAAUACUGUCGCAGAUUGCACUGUCAAUUUACCUGCUGUUACCACUACCACCACGAAGCCGUCAACCCCGUGCACUGCUAAUGCUGUUGUUGCUGCUAAUACAUCUUUACCCGGUAUGAGCUACGCUGCUGCUGCCGCUGCUGGCACUAAUUCCGUGCAAUCGAAUGGAAAUCGCUCUGUUAGGUCUCCUGCCGGUGCUGUUGCGGAAAUCAACACCGAUGAUUCUUAUAAUUCAAUUACAAAUUACGCUGCUGCUGCUGAUACAAUUUCUGUGCAAUCUAAUGUUAAUCACGCUUCAUCGCCUACCCCUCUUUCUACAAAUUCCGCAGCGCGCGACAUUGCCUAUGCUAAUCCAAAUGCAAACACUUUAACUGCAUUAGGGUGUGCCAAUAUGCGUUUACCUAUUAAUACAGCCGCUUCGCCUUCUACACGCAUUAAUGAUCUAAAUGAUAUCGGGGCUAUUUACCUCGUAACAAUAAUGCUAAGAAAGUGA
Rhagoletis zephyria (snowberry fruit fly) is the source of this 1143-nucleotide messenger RNA. Its product is annotated as Y' element ATP-dependent helicase YJL225C-like. Lineage: Eukaryota; Metazoa; Arthropoda; Insecta; Diptera; Tephritidae. The record is from RefSeq and is a predicted model, not a curated record.